Messenger RNA from Psammomys obesus (fat sand rat), 1014 nucleotides. Its product is annotated as prolactin-8A9-like. The record is from RefSeq and is a predicted model, not a curated record. The transcript is spliced from 6 exons. Gene Ontology annotation, cellular component: extracellular region. Gene Ontology annotation, molecular function: hormone activity; prolactin receptor binding. Gene Ontology annotation, biological process: positive regulation of lactation; mammary gland development; response to nutrient levels. NCBI's taxonomy places the organism in Eukaryota, Metazoa, Chordata, Mammalia, Rodentia, Muridae. Bases 1 to 1014 code for a protein of 337 amino acids.
AUGACGCAGGAAGAAGCAAAAGGAAAUCCUCCAGAAAGAGAAAAGUAUGUGACAAUAAAUCUGUUAACAUUCCCUGGAGAUAUACGGACAUGGUUCACGUAUGAACAUGACUUCUUGCUGUCGCACGGCUAUGCAUACCCUUGGGGCUUAUCUGCUAGUAUAUAUAGUAGGAGGAAACCAGCUGAAUGCAUGACUCCAGUGAAGCAGCUCACCAGAGUCAGCACUCAUCUUGCUUGGGAACUCCUCAGCGAUGGAGCUGCCAUUGAGUCAACGUCACUUCUAGAAAAACACAUUAACUUGCCUAAGUACUGUCAGAGAUUAUAUCUAUCAUGCCAAAUAUACAACACCAAGUCAUGUACAGGGACACUCCUGCUUUUGGUGAUGUCAAACCUACUACUGUGGGAGAAAGCUGCAGCAAUUCUGCCGAGUCUUGCCAAAGAGGGAGACUGUACGGAGCCCCUUGUGGAAACAUUUAACAAUGCCAUCAACAGAGCUGAAACAGUCUAUAAUCUUGCUGUUCAAAUGUAUCAAGAAUUUCUUACAAAAAUGUUGAGGGAGGAUUAUCCUGGUUUCACUGCCAGAAAUCACUGCCACGCCAAGAUCACAAACCCUCCAUAUCGGAGAAAUGAACUCAUAUAUACUCCGACCGAAAAAUAUUUAAAAAUGUUGAUCAAUUUUGUGGGUGCCUGGAAUGCCCCUCUGUACCAUCUGGUGGUUGAACUGAGUGCCAUGGACGAUGUUCCUGAAACUAUCCUUUCAAAAGCCAAAGAGAUUGAAGAGAACAACAGAGAACUCCUGGAUGACCUUAGAUGGAUAUUCACCAAGGGUUAUCCUACAGAAAAGCUACAAGAAAAUUUCCCAAACUGGCAACAUCUUCCUUACAUAAAAUCAAGUCUCAGAAAUGAUCAGUUUUUGGCAAUAUUUAACCUUUCCAACUGCCUACGCUCAGAUAUACAUUUCACUAUAUUUCAUCUCAAAAAUCUGAAGUAUCGAAUAACCAGGAAAAAUUGUUAA